UCAUCUAGUCAUAGUCUAGUCGUAGUCUCAUCUAGUCAGUCUAGUCUCAUCUAGUCAGUCUAGCCGUAGUCCCGUCUAGUCAAUCUAGUCAUAGUCUAGUCUCAUCAAGUCGUAGUCUAGUCUCAUCUAGUCAGUCUAGCCGUAGUCGAGUCUCAUCUCGUCAGUCUAGUCAUAGUCCCCAACAGAUUCAAAUGCUCAGUAUACUUGAUAAGAGACUAUUAGCAUAACUAGGCAUUAAAGGACAAAUUCAAGGUGUAGUUCAAACGUUAGACAGUCUGAGGAUAGUGUGAAGUCAUGUCAGUACGGGGCGGGAAUGUUGUUAUGAUGUUAUUAUGAUCCCUGUAUCUCAGAUCUGAAAAACCGGUCGUUGCUGGAGCAGGAGAACGAGGUCACCUGCAGUACUCCAACUCGCCUCCGGGGGCGACCUGUGUGGGGUGUGUCUGUGUGUGGGGCCACACCUUCGUCAUCAUCAUCAUCAUCAUCGGUUUGGACGUCACCGCGGAUGACAUCAUCGCCCCCGGGGUCUUCCACUGCAGCCAGCCUCCGACCAGCGUCGCUGAACAUCCCCGGCGCCGCGCUGUACGGGCUGAUGGUGCCUCUGUGUGCUCUGCUCGGGCUCUGCUGCUUCAUGGGGGGCCUCUACGGGAGGAAGCGAAGGAACAGAGCCGUGAAGGCGGGACCUUUGGCCGAAGAGGACCCCAAUGAGGAGCGACCAGGCCAAUCACGGCAGCCGAGACCUCCCUCUGGGCCAAUGGAGAGAGACACCAUUCAAACCGUUCAGUGGCACGCGGAUGGAGCCUCGAGGUUUAACUCCACGAACGGCAGGGCAAAGUCGGCCAAUGCCGUGCUGUCAACGUCGCCUUAUAGUGGCGUAUGGAAAGAUUCACCCAGAGGGAAAGAUUCAGCUGGGAAAGUUUCACCCGCUGGGAAAGAAGCACCCGGAGGGAAAGUUUCAACCGGAGGGAAAGAUUCAAUAGGAGUGAAACUUUCACCUGGUGGGCAAAAUUCACAAGGAGGGAAAGUUUCGACCGGUGGGAUAUAUUCACCCGGUGGGAACGUUUCCCCAGGCUUGAAAGUUUCACCCGGAGUGCAACGAAGUGAGGCGGAUCACCUCCAGCUAGAGAAGACCCAGACCCCAGCAGAACCCGACAUCAGACUGGAGGUGGAGGUGGAGAGGGGGGGUAGGGGAACCAGUCCCCAAGAGGAGGGCCAGAGAUACACUGACCAGCGACACCCUCACGUCUCCGUCUACACAGAGGAAACGCCCUACCUCAGUAUCGGGGACGUCCCGCCCAAACAGGAAGCUGACCGAGGUCCAGGUCAGAGGUCAAGGACUGGUGAGGUCAUGAGCAGGGUCUCCUCUUGGCCUCUGAGUGCAGCUCAACGCGAGGGCAAAGGGACCCCCGGGGUUCAGGGGGAAGGUCCAGACAUUUGGACCCAAAACACCGGUCGUCAGCAUCGAGAAAACAAGCGUAAACUUGGAACGGAGAGCUUCUGGGAGUCUCGGGUAUACCAUCAUACGCCGACAGGGGGCGUCGUUAGUGAUUCAGGUGUCGUUUCUGUGACUGCCGACACACGGGGUUACAGUGCAGCGCUCACAUCUUCAACUACCGACAUGUUGCCACUGGGGGGCACCAGUGGACGCAACACGGAGGCUGUGUCUCACACAUCGCCUUCUUCCUCACAGCAGGGAACCACUGAUGUCCGUGUGGAGCCGAGACGCUCUGUACCGAGUGCAGCAACUCCCGGAGCACUUUGUGGAAAAGAUUUAACAGUCGAUGACAAAACCUGCUCCAACCCAAACGCUGAGACGUUGACGUUCUCGCUGUUGAGUGACGAGACCCACGUGGGUCCGAGGGAAGACGGUCACCGUGACCGCGGGGAGCCGCGUCCGCCCGGCCAGAGGAUCAGCGCUGUCGGCCGGAGGGGGCCGUCCACCUGUAGGGAUCAGGGAGCACCUGGAAUGGGGUACGAGGAUCUGCUCCAUGAAGUGGUCCAGAACCGGGGCCGCUGGACCAGAGACCGGUGGAAACGGACUCAUCUUAACAAGCAGAGCCCCAAGCAGCAGGAGGGAGAGGGCUGCUAGGGCUUUCCUCCGGUUGGAAGUUCAGAAUGAACCCACAGGUCAACACUGUGUCUUGAGCUUCAGGGCCCGGUUUUAGGUUAUUCUGAAAUUUGGUAUUUGGAUCACACUGAUCCAAUCCAAUGUUCAUUUAAAAACUGGCAUAAAAGUAAGACGGAUCAGGUGAUCCUGGAUGGCAAAACAUGGGAUUUCCAAACAGGAUCAAUUUGAUCCAGAUUAUUUUUUUUUAAAAACUGUGCUUAUUGUUAAAGGGCCAGUAGGCAAUAUUUGUGU
Messenger RNA from Gadus macrocephalus (Pacific cod), 2356 nucleotides. RefSeq lists its product as uncharacterized. The transcript is spliced from 2 exons. The record is from RefSeq and is a predicted model, not a curated record. Bases 503 to 2086 code for a protein of 527 amino acids. Lineage: Eukaryota; Metazoa; Chordata; Actinopteri; Gadiformes; Gadidae.